AUGUCGAAAGAUACAGAGAUGCAAGACGUCACCACUAUCGUAAAAGAGGAGCGUCGCGAAAAGAAGAAGGAGAAAAAAGACAAGAAAGAAAAGAAGCGCUCGAGAGCCGAGUCGAACGCUGAGGUCGCAGAGGCCGAUGCCACCGAAGAUGAAGCAGAGACACCAGCAAAGAAGCGCAAGCGCGAGAUACUGCCCGAAGAGCUCGAGAUCGAUAUCAGUCUCCCCGAACCCGCAUCCAAGAAGGCCGCCCGUAAAGCAAAGAAGGCGAAACUAAACCCGACACCUGCCGCCGACGCAGAGGGAGCAGAAACUGUCACUAAAACGGAGGGUGCGACGAAGGAGGACAAGGAUACGGCUGCACAGCGCUCAGAGUAUGGCGUCUGGAUUGGCAAUUUGCCAUGGUCUGCCACUAAGGAGUCGCUGCGGAAGUUCUUGAUCGACAAUACUGAGAUUGCGAGCGAGCAAAUAACACGCGUUCACAUGCCCCCGCCUACGAAGCCAACCCCCGCCAACUGGACCACCAAGCCCAUGAACAAGGGUUUCGCAUACGUCGAUUUUUCCACAGAGUUGGCAAUGUACUCGGCGAUUGCGUUGACAGAGACGAAGAUGGACGGACGCGCGCUGCUCAUCAAGAACGCGAAGAGCUUCGACGGACGCCCGGACAAGCCCAAGACAGAGGAGAGUCAGGACACUCGCGGAGGCAAGGACGCUAAACCAAGCCAUCCCCCAAACAAGCGCGUCUUCGUCGGCAACCUCUCCUUCGAUGUUACAAAGGAAGACCUUGAGGCACACUAUGCUCCGUGCGGAGCGGUCGAUAACAUUCACAUGGCGACAUUUGAAGAUACGGGCAAGUGCAAGGGAUAUGCUUGGGUUACAUUUGGCGAUGUAGAAGCUGCGACGGCAGCAGUCAAGGGCUUCGUGUUCAAAGAUCCCUCUGCAUUCAAGAGCAAGAAGGACAGGGAUGAUAGUAGCGACGAGGAGGACACGAAGAAACCCGUAAAGCAAAGGAAAUGGCUGGUCAACAAACUCAUGGGCAGAGAGUUGCGCCGUGAGUUUGCCGAGGACGCGAAAACGAGGUAUGGCAAACGCUUUGGCAAGGAGACACCAGCCGAGCCAGUGGAUGGAGUCAAUCCAGGCCGGUGGAAAAAUUUUGGCAACGAUGGAGGUCAAAGAGGUGGUAGGGGCGGUGGUAGGGGCGGUAGAGGUGGUAGAGGUGGUAGAGGUGGUAGAGAGGACAGAGGAGGCAGGCAGGAUGGAGAAGAAAGCAAUGGCGGACGAGAGUUCAAGCGAAAGGUUGACCCAAGAACCAUUAAGAGUGGUGCAGCGCAUUCGAACGCUCCGAGGGCAAGCCAGGCUAUUGUGGAGUCGCAGGGCAAGAAGACCACUUUUAAUUAA
Molecule: messenger RNA, 1395 nt
Organism: Alternaria atra
Lineage: Eukaryota; Fungi; Ascomycota; Dothideomycetes; Pleosporales; Pleosporaceae
Exons: 1
Coding region: 1-1395 (464 amino acids)
Molecular function (GO): RNA binding
Source: RefSeq, a predicted model, not a curated record